Messenger RNA from Drosophila hydei, 4041 nucleotides. RefSeq names its product protein muscleblind (gene mbl). Lineage: Eukaryota; Metazoa; Arthropoda; Insecta; Diptera; Drosophilidae. Gene Ontology annotation, molecular function: metal ion binding. Bases 625 to 3804 code for a protein of 1059 amino acids. The transcript is spliced from 9 exons. The record is from RefSeq and is a predicted model, not a curated record.
GUUAAAAAUUAUAACAGCAAAUCAAACGAAAUUAGCAACAAAAACUGCAACAACAACAGCAACUGAAGGAGAGAAUCGAAUCGAACCGCAUCGCAUCAUCAGCUGCUUCUCAAGAUAAUGUAAAAUCAGCGUAUGCUCAAUAAAGAAAAGCUUACACAAAAAAAGCAAAACAAAAUUAAAUAUAUAAAAAAACUGCUAAACUUACAAACAAUAUUCAAGUCAAAGCGUAUUUAUAUAUAAACGUUUGUUCGAAUCAAAAUUAAAUUAUAUACAACUCUUAGCCACGAUAGGCUUCACGUACCCUAAGCUUUUAGCUAUUCCCAAGCUUUGUAAACCAUAAAAAAAAUCAAAAAAAAAAGCAAAACAAGAACUCAUGCAAAAACGCUAAACAUCUAUGCUAAAUAUAUAUAUGUAUACCUUAUAUAUAUAGGUGCUGAUCUGUGCUAAGAGCUGUCUAUCAUAAAAGAAAAAGAAACCCGAAAAACUCUUAUUGAAAGCCAACGUCAUAAAGUAAAACGCGCAACAUUUCUAGUCGCCAGCUAAGCUAUCUAUAAAAUCCCCCAGCUAAAACAAAACUAUAUAUAUAGAUAUAUAUAUUAAAUAUACUGAAGAAUUGCUGCUGCGAUGGCCAACGUUGUCAAUAUGAACAGCCUGCUCAAUGGCAAGGACUCACGCUGGCUGCAGCUGGAAGUCUGCCGCGAAUUUCAGCGCAACAAGUGUUCGCGCCAGGACACGGAGUGCAAGUUCGCCCAUCCGCCGGCCAAUGUUGAGGUGCAGAACGGCAAGGUUACCGCUUGCUAUGACAGUAUCAAGGCGACGCAACUUUUAGAGAUGGAUAACUGCAAGGGACGUUGUAAUCGUGACAAACCGCCGUGCAAAUACUUUCAUCCACCACAGCAUCUGAAGGAUCAGCUGUUGAUAAACGGACGCAAUCAUCUGGCACUCAAGAAUGCACUGAUGCAACAAAUGGGCAUAGCGCCCGGCCAGCCGGUCAUAUCGGGCCAAGUGCCAGCCGUGGCCGCAAAUCCCUACUUGACUGGCAUACCAGCCAAUACAUACAGUCCUUACUAUGCAACCGGACACUUAGUGCCUACUUUGCUGGGACCCGAUCCGACGGCCGUUGCCUCACAGCUGGGCCCGGUGGUGCCACAGACCGUACAGGUGGCACAACAGAAAAUUCCACGCUCCGACAGAUUAGAGGUCUGUCGCGAAUUCUUGCGCGGCGCCUGCAAACGGGCCGAGUCGGAAUGCCGGUUCGCGCAUCCGCAGGAGAGCGUCGCGCGGCACGACGAUGGUUCCAUAACGGUUUGCAUGGACGCCGUGAAGGGCAGAUGCGCACGUGACCCCUGCCGCUACUUUCAUCCCCCCCUGCACCUACAGGCACAAUUAAAAGCGGCCCAAACACGCGCCACCGCUGUCGCUGCUACAGCUGCGAGCUCACCUCUUGCGGCACACCAACAACUAAAUCAGCAUCAGCAGCAACUGCAGAACCACCUCCACAACAGCAACAACAGCAACAACAACAACACCAUCCACACGGCCGGCGGCGUCGCUGCUGGCGCAACAACAACAACACCAACAGCAACAACAACCACAAACAACGCUGCCGCUGCCGCUGCUGCUGCCGCCGCCGCCGCCGCUGCCGCCGCUGUUAUGGGUCAUCACACACUGGAAGUGGGCAAGAAGCGGUCAGCGGAUCCUGAAAUGUUUCCACUGAUGGAUGUUAAAACGGUUGGUUCAUUUUACUAUGAAAACUUCCAAUUCUCUGGCAUGGUACCGUUUAAACGUCCAGCUGCCGAAAAGUCUGGCAUUCCAGUGUAUCAACCCGGUGCGACAACCUAUCAACAAUUAAUGCAGCCCUACGUGCCAGUGUCAUGUGAGUAUCCCCCACAACAACAACAACAACAUCAACAACAACAACAACCAAUAUGUAGCGCCAUAACAACAACUACAACAACAACAGCAGCAACAACAGCCAGUAAUAAUAAUAAUAAUGCUGUAACUGUAACUGCUAUGACUACCAAUACCAAUACAAAUACCAAUACAAACACAAAUACAGCCACAUCCACACCAACACCAACAACAACACCACCAACAACAACAACAACAACAACAACAGCUACUAAUCAUAUUAAUAAUCAUGAUAACCAAGCGCUAGCUAACGAUUCUGAUGCAAAUCAUGAUCAAGAAAAUAAUGACACAACAGCAACAACAACAACAGCACAAACCAACACAACAACAGCCACAACAAACACUGCUAACGAUUGUAAUACAACACAAACAAUUACAACAACAGCAGCAGACACUGAUACAGCUAAUGAUACAACAAAAUCAACAGCAGCAACAACUGACACAGCUGGCACACCAGCAACAAACGGUAGCGCUAGUCCCCCCAGCACAGAGACAGCACAUGACCCCUUGACCCUGGCCAAUGGCGAUAAUAAUAAUUAUUUGUCAUAUAUUAAUAACAAUUUGAAUAAAUCAUUGAACGGCGAUGAGCUGCCUAGCGAUGCAGACAAUAACACUGCAGCAGCAACAGUUGCUGCCAGCACAACUGCAAUAGCAGCAGCAGCAGCAGCAGCAGUCGAUGCUGAUUCCAAUUCCGUUGCGCCCGCCUACAUCCAGGCGCCGCCUCAGCGCAGCUAUGCGAUUAAGCAGAAUGGCAGCGAUGCCUAUCAGCGCUAUCAUAAUGGCCAUAGCAGCGGCAUUCUGCCCACGCCCACCACCAAUGGCAAUGUCAACAGCAGCGGCAGCACCAGCAACAGCUGUCAAGCCUCGGUAGCUCCGGCGGUGCAGCAAUAUCAGCGUCUCAGCUACGCAAUGCCCGCCUAUAGCUAUGCAAAUUUGUAUAGCGGCUAUUCGAAUGCCACGCCCAUUGUGAGCAUGGCCAGCAGCUCGGUGCAGAACAGCUAUGUCCAGGCACAGCAGCAGCAGCAGCACCAACAACACCAGCAACAGCAGCAACAACAGCAACAAGCUGCUCAGGUGCAGGCCCAGGCUCAAGCCCAAGCUCAGGCCCAGGCCCAAGCUCAGGCAGCCUAUGCGCAACAGGCGUAUGCCGCCUAUGCAGCAGCUGCUGGUCUAAGUCCCGCUACUAGCUACUAUGCCGAUCCCGCCGCAUUGGCCAAAGAGGUGGCCCAGAAGAACUACGCCAUAAAGGUGGCCAAUGCAGCGGCCAAGCCCGUUUCAGCUGCCUCGGCAGCCGCCUACACAGGCAUGACACUCAACAAGAGUUUUGUUUCGGCGGCGGCGCCACCACAGCCCGUGCCACAGCCGCAACAGCAACAGGCUCAGCCUGUGUCCAUGGCAACGCUGCUGCAAAUGCAGGCACAGGCUCAAGUGCAGGCUCAAGCUCAAGCUCAGGCUCAGGCCCAAGCUCAAGCCCAGGCCCAAGCUCAGGCUCAGGCGCAGCUGCGUCAAUAUGGCUCCUUGCCCAGUUCAGGUCUGUCCACGCCCGUGGCACCCGGCACUCCGGUGCGUACGCCCUCAGCCGCUGGCUACUUGCCCGGCGCCUCGGCUGCCCUACUGCGUGCACCGAACGCUGGAGCGCCCAUGCCAAUGGCUGCCAGUCCGCAGCAGUAUGCCGCUGCAGCUGCUGCCCAGGGUUAUUUCUAUCCGGGCGUCAUGGCUGCCGCCACGCCCACAGCUGGUGGCAGCGGCUAUGCGUAUGCCAUGCCCAGCAGCCAAGCAGCCGCCGCAGCUCAACAAUACGCAGCAGCAGCCGCUGCAGCUGCAGCCGCCCAGGGCGCAGCACCCGGUACUGCCAUGGUCCUGAACCCCUAUAAGAAGAUGAAGACCUCCUAAGCGAGCAGUCGCUAAUCACACACACAGAGAGACUCGAACGCAACUGUACUUAAUGAACGUGUUGGUCCAGUUAUUCGUAGUAGUAACUAUUUAGUAUGUAGUACACAUCGAAGACGUAAGAUUAUGUGCCUCAGUUUUAACUUAAUUUAUACACUAGGUCUCGUAAUAGCAUAGCAUUAUAUUUAGAGUGUCAAAAGGCGUCCUUUUUUUAUUCAAAACAAAUUGCACCAUGACAAA